GAAUCCGGAAGUGUUAUCGGAAAAUUUCCUUAAAACAACCAGCGAUGUCGGCGGGUGGCGGAGACAGCACUUACGACGUGCAGUUGCACUGCUACGAUUUUAAGCAUGGCAAAAGAGGAAGAGCAAUAAUAUUUAACCACAUGGAAUAUGAUCCAAAAACUAAAAUUCAAAAAAGACUUGCUUCUAUUUGUGAUGCCAACAUGUUGGUGGAAACCUUCAAGAAGUUAGGUUUUGCUGAAGAUGAUAUUCACAUCUAUCAUGGAAUACAUGUGCAGCCAGGGUCAGAAUCACUCAUAGCUAAGGCAAAUGGGUCUGAGAAAGAUACCUCUGUUGCUUAUGAAGAAUGUCAGAAGGCCUUCCAGGCAGUACUAAAACAGAAAAAAAUUCUCCCAGAAAACAUCAGGUUUUACAAAGGUUCAAAAUUAACUCAAUUAACUUCAACAGAAUCACUGAAGAUUAUUGAAGAAGCUGCAAAAGAUGAAAAAUACAAUGAAGACGCUGACUGCAUUGUGUUUGCUGUACUUUCUCAUGGAGGUGAGGUCUCAGAUGCAUCAGAUGAUCCAGUUCGCCAGGGUUUCAUUCAUUGCUACGAAGGUCCUCUUCAUAUUGAACUGUUUAUGAAACCACUGCGAGACGACACAUGCUUAUCACUAAAAGGAAAGCCAAAGUUGUUUUUCAUACAGGCAUGUCGAGGGACUGGACUUGAUGAUGGUGUUCUGGUCCAAGAAGAUGCCCAUUCAGGCAAAGUUUCAGCAGGCCCACCACGGACAAUAACUUCUACCCCAGUAGAAAUGAGAAACAUCCCAGCAUUUAAUAACUUUUUGACAGCUUACAGCACUCCUCCAGGAUUUUUCUCAUUCAAAGGACCAAAUGGAUCUUAUUUCAUAAUAAGCCUCUGUUCAAAGUUAAAUGAGCAUUAUAGUAGUGGAAUGGACCUCAUAAGAAUAUUGACAAGAGCAAGUAAUCACAUGGCUAAGGAGUUCACCUCCAAAACAUACAGUCCUACAUCAGGCAGGGGUGACCCAGCACUCCAUGAGAAGAAACAGGUGCCUGUCAUCGUCUCUAAAUUGACUAAACUGGUCGUUUUCACUGCCAAUUGAUUGGCUUAAUGAAUAUAAACAUUGUCUCAAAUUUGACAGAAUUGAGCAUCUUUACUACCAAUUUAUUGGCUUUAUGAAUUAGUAUACAUUGUCUCAAAAAUUGACAGAGUGAUCGUCUUCACUACCAAUCAAGAUUUAAGACACCACGUUGUUUUCCAUUGGCGAGGAACUUAGUACUGAUUGCGUUAAUGCUUUUACCUUAUAAUGACCAGUGUUGUUAAAAAGUAAAAACUAGAAAAUUUAGUCGGUCUUGAAAUUUUUGUUCGAAGAUGACUCUCUGCCGUCUCGAUAAUUUUGAAAAGUUUUGUCACCUUAUGUGGUCAUGUCGGAUUCAUGCAUUUGAAAAUAUUAAUUAAUUUUUAAGUGACGAAAUUUUCAAGUUUUUUUCCGUAAUGACUGUGCCUUAUUUGUUUAAUGUAAACUCUGUAUUCUAGUAUGAUUUUCAUAAGUUAUUCAAAUUCGCCGGGGAGGAUUGAAAUCCAUCUCCAUUUCUCACCAUUAUGAAUUGUAUGUGCUUCUUUUCAAAUCGCAUUGUUUUAUGUACAACCAUGUAAAAUGUAAAAUGUUUUUAACCAUAUAAAGACACAUUGAGGUCGUAUUAUGGCAAUAAUUCACAGGUAUCUCGCCAGCAAAGUUUUUUUUUCACAAACGAAGAUUGUCUGUACAAAAAUUUUUAAAAUAUGUAAAUGAUAUUAAGAUAAUGAAAUUGUACCAAUGGUUUCACAAGACGUUGUAAAUUACUGAAGAAAGAGCAAACAAUUAUUCGUCAAAGUGUCAUUUGAACGGAAAUACAGUGUAUAAGUUUUC
This is a messenger RNA of Lingula anatina, 1907 nucleotides long. RefSeq names its product caspase-7. Gene Ontology annotation, molecular function: cysteine-type endopeptidase activity. The record is from RefSeq and is a predicted model, not a curated record. Lineage: Eukaryota; Metazoa; Brachiopoda; Lingulata; Lingulida; Lingulidae. Gene Ontology annotation, cellular component: cytoplasm. Gene Ontology annotation, biological process: apoptotic process; proteolysis; positive regulation of neuron apoptotic process.